UGACAAGACCGGGCACAAUAAACUGGCCCCGAAAACCAAAUUAGAUUAUUUUACGUGGUUUGGUUGUUUGUUUGUUUUUUCGAUAAACCUUUUAAAACGUAUCCCGGAUUUUAAGUUUUCCACCAUGUUUGUGACGGACAUAAGAAAGGAGUUUUAUGACGUCGUUGUCAACCAGAGAGUGGCCCUCCUGGUUGCAGCAGAUAUCGAUGCCCUGUGUGCUUGUAAGAUAUUGCAGACGUUAUUCCACUGUGACCAAGUCCAGUAUACGUUGGUGCCAGUUACAGGCUGGCAAGACCUUGGCACUGCUUUUCUUGAGCACAAGGAACAGUUCCGUUUUUUUGUUCUUGUCAACUGUGGGGCCAGUGUCGACCUUUUGGAGAUGUUGCAGCCAGAUGAAGACUCCAUCUUCUUCAUCUGUGAUACCCACCGGCCUGUGGAUGUUGUCAACGUCUACAAUGACACCCAGAUAAAACUGCUAAUCAAGCAGGAUGAUGACCUGGGUGUCCCCUCCUAUGAUGAUAUCUUCCGUGAUGAAGAUGAAGACGAGGAGGGAGGUGAUGAAUCUGGGAAUGAGAGUGAUGAUGGCUCAGAGCCCUCUGGGAAACGGAGGAAGUUUGACGAGGGGGCUGUUGAGAGGAGGAUUGAAAGACAACGGGCCAAGAGGGAAUGGGAAGCUCGAAGGCACGAGAUCCUGUUUGACUAUGAACAGUAUGAAUACCAUGGGACCUCUGCUGCAAUGAUGAUAUUCGAACUGGCGUGGGUGCUGACUAAAGAUACCAAAGAUAUGCUCUGGUGGGCCAUCAUUGGGCUGACAGACCAGUGGGUUCAUGACAAAGUCCCACACAUGAAGUAUGUAACAGACAUUGCCACAAUGCAGCGACAUGUCUCCCGUCAUAAUCACAGAAAUGAGGAUGAUGAAAAUUCGCUCUCCAUUGACUGUAUGAGGAUCUCCUUUGAAUACGACCUGCGUCUAACCCUCUACCAGCACUGGUCCCUUUAUGAGAGCAUCUGUAACUCCUGCUACACUUCCUGCAACUUUAAACUUUGGUCUUUAAAUGGCCAAAAGAAACUCCAGGAGUUCCUUGCUGACAUGGGUUUACCACUUAAGCAGGUACGUCAGAAAUUCAACUCCAUGGACAUGUCAAUCAAAGAGAACCUAAGAGAGGUUAUAGAAGAGUCCUCCAAUAAAUAUGGUAUAAAGGACAUCCGCAUCCAGACAUUUGGAGUUCACUUUGGCUUUAAGAAUCGUUUCCUGGCCAGUGACAUGGUGCAUGCUGCUGCCGCCUUGCUGGAGAGCGCUGAGAAAGAUGAGGGCACCGGCAACAGCUUUCUCAAGGCUCUUGACUGCCUUUCCAGGAGUAACAUAGAACAACUACACACUGGAAUUGACCUGGCUAAGAGGAAACUAAUUGCCAUCCAGCAAACUGUAGCCAGCUGCAUCUGUACCAAUUUGAUACUGUCCCAAGGGCCAUUCCUGUACUGCUACCUGAUGGAGGGAACUCCUGAUGUCAAGCUAUUUUCCAAACCCAUGGCCUUGACUCUGCUCUGCAAGUAUCUCCUGAAAGCCUUUGUCUGUUCUACCAGAAACAAGCGCUGCAAGCUGCUGCCUCUGAUCAUGGCUGCCCCCAUGGAUGUGGAGAAGGGUACCGUUAUUGUUAUCGGCAUCCCGCCAGAGUCUGAGAUCUCAGACAAGAAGAACUUCUUUGGCCGUGCUUUUGAGAAAGCUGCAGAGAGCACCAGCUCCAGAACACUCCAUGAUUACUUCGACACUUCAAUAAUUGAACUAAAGAUGGAAGACAGGAGCAAAUUUCUAGAUGCACUCAUCACCCUCCUAUCGUGAGGAUUUGCCGAACUCUAGGCAACAACGUCAACACUUCUGAGUCAGCUUUCAGGAUGAGCUAAGAACUGGACAAUAGAAUGCAGAUAUGUUGAGUUAUGCACUCAAGACUCAGUUGCAUAACAGCUGUUGACCAUUUACAUCUCUGAGUCAAAUGUGAUGGAAAUUAAUGCAAUAAUCUGCACACUUAGGUGGAGUUGAGCCUGCUGACUGGUAAUAUGCAGUCAUCAGUCAGUUAUUUCUGCAUCAUCGGUCGUAUCGCAUGUUUGUGUAUAUUGCACAGUUAUGUUUAUAAAUGUUAUGUGAGAAUUUUUAAUCUAGUUUUUAAAAUGUUCUUUAUUUUACUUUGAAAUGGAAUAGUUUGGUGCUCUUUUCAUGAUUAUGUAACUUUGUGCAUUGUUUGUGGAAUGUUGAAUAAACCUCAUUUUA
This is a messenger RNA of Lampris incognitus (smalleye Pacific opah), 2266 nucleotides long. RefSeq names its product CDC45 cell division cycle 45 homolog (S. cerevisiae) (gene cdc45). Bases 125 to 1840 code for a protein of 571 amino acids. Gene Ontology annotation, molecular function: chromatin binding; single-stranded DNA binding; DNA replication origin binding. Gene Ontology annotation, cellular component: DNA replication preinitiation complex. Gene Ontology annotation, biological process: mitotic DNA replication preinitiation complex assembly; double-strand break repair via break-induced replication; DNA replication initiation. NCBI's taxonomy places the organism in Eukaryota, Metazoa, Chordata, Actinopteri, Lampriformes, Lampridae. The record is from RefSeq and is a predicted model, not a curated record. The transcript has 18 exons.